GACCCCGCCACUCGCCGCCGGCCUGGGCUGGCCCGGGCGGGCCCGGCCGCAGUGCUCCCCCUCCCGACCCCCCGGGUUCCGCGCACACGCCGCGGGGCUGCCGCUGCCGAUCUGCUGGGAUGCUCCGAUCUCCACGGCCAGACCAGGACUCUGCCACCAAAGUCACUGUUUCCAGUUAGAUGCACCCAAACUGAGCAGCUGCCAUGGAAACAGGCUGCCCAGAGGAGCCUGCCCAGGCCAGGCCACAGUCAGUGGCCUGUGGGCAGCCAGAGGGAUGUGACCAGCGGCAGGAGGAGGCUGGGGAGCAGCGGCCUGAGCUGGGCAGUGCCUCUGUGGUAGCUGCAGAGCCACAGCAGCCUCAGCCACCCCCUGGCAAGCUGAAGAAAACGGCUUUCAAGCUGUUUGGAGGGAAGAGGAGCAUCUGUACUCUGCCCAGCUUCUUUGGAGGCAGGAGCAAAGGCCAGGGGAAAGCAGCCUCUAAGAAGGGCCUCAUCAAAUGCAAGACCCACGAUGGGCUCAGCGGUGCUACAUACGAUGGGGUGCAGCUGGAAAGCCCCUCGGAGGGCAGCAGGGACUCGCGGCCUUGCCUGUUGCCAAGCUCCCAAAGUGCUCACUCAGCUGUAGACACCAGCACCAGGUGUGAUUUGGGCCAGGGGGACAGCUCUCCACCAGGGAGCAUUGAGGGCUGUGAGAAAAAGCCCAAUGGUGAGAAGUCCUCCUUUCCCAGACCCAAGAAAGGCCUGAAAGGGUUUUUUAACAGCAUCCGGCGUCACCGGAAGAGCAAAGUUGCUGAGUGUGAGAAAACAGAGCUCCCUGAGUGGACUGGAGACUCGGAGGAGGCCACCAAAGCUCCUGGAGUGGGAGUGGAGAGCCAGGAGACUGCAGAGGAAAGAGGGCUAGGACCUGUCCCUCUUGCCACAGUCUGCCCGGGGAGCUCUGAGGAUGACCACUCAGUAGGGACAGUGGCCAACUGUGGGGAGGCUGCUGAGCCUGGUUGCCUCGUGGCUGAUGAAGGCAGCUCUGAGGGCUGUGGUGGUGAUGUGGUGGUGAUGGCAGGGAAGAGGGACACUCUGGAUGCAAAAUUAGAGUCUGAUGGUGUUGUCUGCACGGAGUUUGACCAUGGUGAUAUGCUGCUGGAUUUCCAUCCAGACUUCAUGGACAAUGACCCUCCCUGCCUACACUCUGGGGAUCUUCUAAGCCUCAUCUUGGGAGAUGCCACAUCCCUGAAGAGCUUUGAUUCCCUGACGGGGUGCGGAGAUGACAUCGCCGAGCCUGACAUCACCGAGAGCACCAUGCCCGUGGAGCGCAGCAGAGAUGCUGCCAAGCGUAGCUCCUGCCUGGUCACCUACCAGGGCGGUGGGGAGGAGAUGGCCAUACCCGAGGAGGCAGAGGAGUAUCUCCACCAGAUAUGGGACAGCGGCGUGGCAGGGGACAGGAGAUACGGAGCCCAGGUGUCCAGUAGCAGUUUGGAGACGCACGCCUCGCACGAGGCGGAAGCCCAUCCCUACCUGGGGGAGGCCAUGGACGGUGUUGACCUUCUGACACCACAGAGUGACCAGCAGGAGUCUGCCCCUAACAGUGACGAGGGUUAUUAUGACUCCACCACGCCAGGGCCAGAGGAUGAAGGCGGGGAUGGGCUGGGUGAGAUCAAGAAGGAGCGCUUGCCCAGGGACAGCUACAGUGGCGAUGCACUUUACGAGUUUGACGCGCUGAUGAGUCCCUCCCAUGGCGAGGAGUCCCUGUUCGACAGCAAGAUCUCGCGCCCGGGCAUCUUCAGCUACUUCUUGGACUUCUGCCUCCCCGCUGAGAAGAGCCUGAUCCAGAUGAUGGAUCAGAAGAGAGGUGUGAUGGAAACAGAAGAAGAGCGGCUGGCGGCCAUCCAGAAGGAGCUGCUCUUCUGGGAGCUGCGGAGGGAGCCCAUCUUGAAACGCUUCGAUGUCCCCAACAAGGAGAAGUGUCCCCGGGAAAAGCAGUGUGUGGAAUGUAAAAGCAGAGCGGCCGGCUCGCUCGGCAAGAGUCAGAGUGGCCUUGGUGGUGAGCAGGUGGCCUCCCAUGCCCCGAGCAGGGGUGUGAACGGUGGGGUUUCAGUGGCUAGAGCUGAAAAUGCGGAGUGGAGGGAUUUUGCAGGGCCCCUGUGCCCAGAGAGCUCCUACAGCAGCCCAAAGGCCCCAGGAAGUUGCCUUAAUCAACUCACAAAGAGCAGCUCGGGGUUCGAUUCGGACCCGGACUGUGGCUUGUUCGGCAUGGCCCCAGCCAAAGCAGGGAUGUUCCCUGGCUACAGACUCCCAGAGCAUGAGCAUGGUGGAGUGGAAACCGCCAGCAGCCAGCCGCAGGCGGACAACGAAUGUGAGCCCGAGCACGCUGUGAACUUCUCCCAAGCGCUGGUGGAGUUUGCCAGCAGCGGGACCCUCUUCUCCAGCCUUUCUGAAAGCCUGGGGAGCUCUGCCUCUGGCUCUUCCUUCACCCAGAACCUCCCUGCCCUCCCCACUAUGGUCACCUUUGAUGUGGUGGACGUGGAGCAGGAAGGAGAGGGGGAGUGCGAGGAGCACCCCGAGAUGAACGCCGGCGAGGACAUCGCUGAGGAGUUCGACGACGGCUACGGACGGAAAGAGUCAUUGGCUGAAUGCGACGAGAGAAUGUCCCCGGGGUACUCCCCGGGCUCCUUCCAGAGCUGCAACUGGGGUGUCACCAGCCUGCCCCGCCACCUGCGCCUCCACAGCCUGAGCCCCUCCAUGCCAGCACCGCUCUCCGUCGACCGCAGGAGCCGCUCGCUUGACACCGAGAGCCUGGAGUUCGAGCUCGGUGACACGCAGGGUGCCAAGGGUGGCCCUCAGCCCUGCCGCCUCUGGGCCAGGCGGGAGGGCGGCAAAAAGGACUCGGGCGGAGCGAGGAGGAGCAGGAGUAAGGAGGACGGUGAGUUGGUGGCUCCUGAUGGUGGGUUGAGCUGGCCAGGCUUGCAGCACCUCCAGCGUGACACUGAGAUGGCCGCUGGGGGGGUGAAGCACUGGGACUUCGCUCCAGCUGUGGCCAUGGAGAGCGCCUGGGAGCCAGCAGAGCAGCCUGGCACCGUGUCCCCUCCUUUCCUCUCUCUUUCCCGGAGCAUCCCUGGAGAAACCCUGGACAUGCAGCCCCAGGAGGCAGAGCUGAACAGACACCCUCUCAGACCCUCCAACUUACCUCUGCAGGGUGAGGCCAGGAGGUCCCGGGAGGCAGCUGGCUCCUACAGGUACCACGGAGAAGCCGCCACCACCACAAAGCUGCCCCACUUGCUACCCUCGGGAGAGAUGGAGCCCGAGCUGCCCCUCAGCUUCCCUUUCGCCUGCUCCCCGGAGAAACGCCCCAAGUGCAAACCCGUGGGCAUCGCCCAGGGCGUCCCUCAGCACCCCAGCGGCAGCACCGAUGCCCUCUGGAGCCCGGAGCGCUGCGCAGAGCCCCUGAAGGGCAGAGCCACCCCUGGGCUGCCCGUGCUGCCUGCCACCAUCAACAUCCCUGACACUGAGUAGCUGCUACAGGGAGGGUGUGGAGAGGGCUGGGGGGGGAGAGAAGAAACCUUCAGCGAGCAGUUUGUGAGGCAGGUGGGGUCAGAGCUGGGCUGGUGAGGGCAAGCUCCUCUCCCACCACUGUGGUACGUGGCCUUGCCUCUAUGGGUCUCUGGCAGGGCUUGGAGCUGCUGCUGGGAUCUGUAGCUCACUUCCCAGGCACUGUCUUGUUUUCCAGCCCAUCCCUCCAACCCAUGCCCUCCAUGGCCGAGUGCCUGGCAGCCCCUGCCACAGGCUCCUGUCGCUGCUAGAACAAGAGCUGGGAAUGGACCCGCUGCCAGCGUGGCAGGUUUGGGGCUUUGCUGCAGGAUGGGCGAGCAAGCCUUGGGGGAAUUUUGGGAAGGAAUUGGGGGUCUGUUUUCUUCCUUUCCUUGGUGAAAUGUUUUGGUUCAGACUCAUGUUGAAUGUCUUCCAUCUCAGUCUGGGUUUGGGGAGGCUGAGGGGAAGGGUGCCAGUUGUUUGAGAGCGAGGGCACGAGGGGUGUCAGCUGAAAGGGGAUCUUUCCAGUAACCUCUGUAUUUAUUACUUGUUUUCUCCUUUCCCCAAAGGAAAGCAGGAGCUUCUUGUGUGUGUGCUGGUAACCUUUCCCAGGUCUGCUUUUAAUUUGCUCAAGGAUACCCACGCUCAGAGAGAUGUGCUGCUGGUGGUGUCCCUUCAUGGUACAAAAUACUGGGCCCUUCUUUGUUGUGGUCUCUCUUCACGGGGUUGUAAUUCCUGGUUGAAACCAUUCCCAUGCUCCUCACCUCCCAGGCCAUGGGUACACACAGGAGGUGUUGGAAACGAGCAGCAUUUGCAUUGUGCCUGUAGCUGUGGAGUUGCAGAUGCUGUUACUUCCUUCAAAAGGAAGUUUUGUGGGUUGGGUUUGGUUCUUGAAUUAUUGUUUUAGGGUUGUUUUCUUGGCAGAAACUCCUAGGAGGAGAGUUCUGUCCAUGGGAGUAGGGGGUGUGACACAGCCUAAAUUAGGCUUCGUGGCUUCUUCCUCCUAGCUGGAGGGGACAAAAAAGCUGGAGGUUGCUGCUGGUUUGGGAUUUCUUUUUCCCUCUUGGAGUAGGGAGGGAGGGACUCUAGCUAUGGAGGCAGACUGUGUCUGAGAAGGUUCUGUGAGCGCCUAGAAACAUCUGUUUCAGGUCCUUGAGGUGUCUCCCACCUUUGUGACCUCAAACAUGCUUGUCUUAAACCCAGACCUCCCUCUCCAUGACUUAGAAAGCUUUUUCCUUCUCUCCAACCUCUGUAUUCUGAUUUUAAUCCUGUUUCCCAAGGUGAUUUCUGUUUCACCCUCCAGGCUGCCCCUGUUCUUUGCAGCUGAGGUGGUAACAUUAAACAAAAUAAUCCUGAGCUGGGAAUAGCCCAAGUUUUGUUCCAUCUCCAGAGCAAAAUGUGGGGCUAGGGGUGGCUCUGCUCACCCCAACCUGCUUUUCCUGCCAACCCCUGCCCAUGAUGGGUGUGAAAGUGUC
This is a messenger RNA of Dryobates pubescens (Downy woodpecker), 4993 nucleotides long. It is a transcript of the gene AMER1, whose product is annotated as APC membrane recruitment protein 1. Gene Ontology annotation, molecular function: beta-catenin binding; phosphatidylinositol-4,5-bisphosphate binding. Gene Ontology annotation, cellular component: plasma membrane. The transcript has 2 exons. Gene Ontology annotation, biological process: regulation of canonical Wnt signaling pathway. Lineage: Eukaryota; Metazoa; Chordata; Aves; Piciformes; Picidae. Bases 204 to 3503 code for a protein of 1099 amino acids. The record is from RefSeq and is a predicted model, not a curated record.